This is a messenger RNA of Teleopsis dalmanni, 2712 nucleotides long. RefSeq lists its product as uncharacterized. The transcript is spliced from 3 exons. Gene Ontology annotation, cellular component: nucleus. The record is from RefSeq and is a predicted model, not a curated record. Gene Ontology annotation, biological process: regulation of transcription by RNA polymerase II. The coding region runs from base 709 to 2712 and encodes 667 amino acids. Lineage: Eukaryota; Metazoa; Arthropoda; Insecta; Diptera; Diopsidae.
UUUAUUAACGAAUAGCAGAAGAAAAUAUGGAAUUAUUUUAUACGCGUAUACGACCAAAACAAAACAGUAAAAUAUUUUAGUAUUUCUGUGUGUAAAAUAAACAAUAAAAAUAAAUGUGAAACAAUACACACACAGUAUUAUGAUGAGGAGAAAGAUUUACCCGCUGAGCAAUGCAAACAAAACAAUAUGUCGGCGUGUAUAGUAGUAUGAAUGUGCAACAUGUAGUGUAAACCGAAAAACAAGUGUUGUCAAUAGUAUUUGUGUAAUUUUAAAAGCAAUUUAAAAUAAACUCUACAACUGAAUAACACAAUAGCACAAUAACAAUGUACACAGACAACCCAUUUGCUAGCUCACCAGUUUUUUCAUAUUGCUUUUGUUCUAUUUAUCAUUCCACACAUAAACGUUUUAAUAUUUUGCAUAUGUAUGUAUGUGCAUGCGAACUGUUGUGUGUGUGUGUGUGUAAGUAAAUAUAUAGAAGCACUUAUGAAUUCAAUGAAUACUCGCCUCGAAUAGCGUACCGUGGCAAACCCGAAUAGCACAGAAAAAGCAAACGAAUAAUGAUUAGUCUGUGGUGCUUAAUCACAAGUCUAUGUAUAGAGAAGAGAACUCAGUGUUUUGUUGUACGUUGUAAUGUAAACUUGUGUUUGUGCUGGGAAUUCAUUUAUUUUUUUCUUGUCGUUAUUGAAUAUAAAACAAAUAAUUUUAAAUAUGAAAAUCGACAAUAGUAAAUUUUAUACAAAGAUAAAAAAUAAUAAAAGCAUAUGUCUCUAUUGCCAAAAAGUAGUAUUGGGACCAACGACUUCGAAUAUUAGAAAACAUUAUAAAGACGUACAUAACAUAGAAGUACCGAGGAAAAUAAAACAAAAAAGCGUUUACGAAGAAUGUGCAGAGGCUUCUUUCACAGAGCGUGUAAAUCGGGAAGGUGUACGUAUUGAUAUUGAUAUAAGUAAAUUCUUGAGAUGUUGUGUGGGAUUAGUAGCUGUCAAUAACUUACCGCUUGACAUAUAUGAUGAUGAUAAAUUCUUCAAAACGUUAAUAGCUCCAUAUGAAAGAAAAUUCGGUACAAAUUUAAACUCAAGAAAUAUAAUUGCAGUCAUAAAAAAUUCUUGCAUAGAAAUACAACAGAUAAUAAGAGAGCAUAUUAAAAAUAAAAUGAUAUCUUUAGAAUUUGAAAUUGCAACCACAAUGGACAAUAGAUUUCUUGUAAUUAAUAUACACUAUAUCGAAGACUUUAAAAUAUGCAUUAAUACAAUAGGUGUCAUUAUGUUAGAGCUUAAACAACAUCAUCAGGCAAUGUAUCAGAAAGAGGAGAUUAUCAAAUACCUACAGACAUAUCAAAUAGACAUGGAACAGAUUUAUUUCAGCACAUCUAAUAAUAGUGAAAAUAUACCACAAAUAAGUAACAUAAUUUCCAAUGUUAAAGAAGAGCAAAUUUCUGAUGAAUUUAUUGAAGAAAAAUGUGGUAGUGCCGAAAAUAAUGAUGAGAACAUACACUCAAUAUUCUCAAUGGCUUUACAUGUGGGUCAGAGCAUUGCCCAUACAAUCCAAGUGACAGUUUACGAUAUACUUAAAAAUCUAGAAACGCAUCUCAACGAAUGUAGGGACAUUGUUAUACAACUUCAAAAUACUUUCUCGGAAAGUAAUGCCCAAAUACAAAUACCAAAUCUAGAUAAUUCACAACAUUGGUAUUCCACUUAUGAAAUGUUAUACUCCUUGUUACAAAUACGACAACCAAUAGAAACCUGGUAUAUACAAAGAGACAUUAUUAUCAACAUCAAUUGGAAUUUCAUUAGAAACUUUGUAGUUGCCUUUAAUCCGCUGAUAACAUCUACAAAGAAAAUGGAAACAGAACAAUAUAUUAUAGGUGACUUCUACAGAGAUUGGUUAUGCUGUGAAAUAGAGUUAGAAGAUUUAUUCUCAAUUACACCAUAUGCCUCACUGUUACAUGAAUCUAUGCAAAAAAGAAAAAAGGUACUCUUAGAUAAUGGCGCUUUCCUCUCAGCCCUGUAUCUUGAUCCUCGUUUUAAUUUUCAAAACUCAAUUGUGCUAACCGAAGAGCAAAAAUCAAUAGCUGUUGCAAAUCUGCUAAAAACUUUUAAAGUUCUUAAAAAACUGGAAGAUUUAAAACCUGGAGGUUUAAAAUUGAAGGAACCACAAGUAGAAGGCCUUAAGAUGGAAUUAGAUUCUUCAAACACUUCAUCAAAUGUUUCAUUUGAGUUUCCGUCAACUUCUUCUGAAUCCACUUAUUCAAAACUGGAACAACGUAUGAUGAAGUCAAUGAUAUCCGUCAGCAAUCUAAAUGCGCAACUUACUUUUCAGCAAAAGUUAACAUUACUCUCAAAUCAAAAGAAAGUUCCACUUCAAACUGACAUAUUAAGUUUUUGGAAUACACCAGAGCAUGAUCAUGACAUUAAAAAAGUUGCAUCAGUAGCACUGGCAGUACCAGUUACACAGGUGUUCAUGGAGAAAGCUUUCAAUGCAUUAUCUACAAUUAUAACUAAGUUAGAGUCAAAUGUAGAUAAUAACACGUUAAAUUCUUUACUUUUAACUAAGUUAAACUUUGAAGAGCUUAACUCAAAGAAUAUCGAUUUAGAUAUUUCAGAUCAUAAUAUUAGCCGUAAUUUUUUCUUUCCAAAUAACAAAAAAAUAAUCAAAACUUACGAAAGAAAAAAUAUUAAGCAACAACAAUGCUCUGAAAAUGUUCAGAGUUAG